Messenger RNA from Kwoniella botswanensis, 762 nucleotides. RefSeq lists its product as uncharacterized. Lineage: Eukaryota; Fungi; Basidiomycota; Tremellomycetes; Tremellales; Cryptococcaceae. Gene Ontology annotation, cellular component: plasma membrane. Gene Ontology annotation, biological process: copper ion transmembrane transport. Gene Ontology annotation, molecular function: copper ion transmembrane transporter activity. The transcript has 5 exons. The record is from RefSeq and is a predicted model, not a curated record. Bases 1 to 762 code for a protein of 253 amino acids.
AUGAGCGAUUCAAUGUCAGGGAUGGAUGAUAUGUCAUCUACAUCCGCUAUGGGAGAUAUGAAGAUGUAUUUCCAUGGAUCGAUAGGGACAGAUAUGCUAUGGUUCGCAUCGUGGAUGCCUACCUCUGCAGGCGCGACCGUCGGAGUAUGUAUAGGACUAUUCCUCUUUGCUGUAUUUGAGAGAUACCUGGUAGCAUUUAGGAGGGCUUGUGAUGCCGCAUGGAGGAAGGGUCAACUAGGAUAUCAUCGACCAGUCACUUCAGGCCCUAUACCUUUCACUUCUUCCACCACGACCUCUUCGGGAAAUACGACUUCCCUCCCUCCCCAGCCAAUAUUGACCUCACGUCGAUCAACCAACGAAAAUGAAAAAGAGAAAGACGAUAACACCCUACCGUCAAGUUCGACCACUUCUUAUCCCGUACUCCGCACAGGAGGUUAUGGCGAUUCUGUUCCUUCUUAUUCACCUGACCUCAAUGGUAACGGUAAUGCGAAUGAUACCAGUAACAGUAACAGACAGAGUCAUUUACCUAAGGCGGUAAGGCGAACUUUGGAUCCUGCCCGAGAAGGGAGGUGGAGUAGACCUUUUAGGUGGAGUGUGGAUAUCCCUAGAGGACUGUUACAUGCUUUGCAGACGCUGGUUCAUUAUUUAUUGAUGCUGGUGGUUAUGACGUUCAAUAUCUGGUGGAUCAUCUCGGUGGUGGUUGGUAGUGGGAUUGGGGAAAUGUUAUUUGGGAGAUUCGGGUCCAGUCAUUCGGGGCAUUAA